Messenger RNA from Aspergillus clavatus NRRL 1, 1746 nucleotides. RefSeq names its product putative CTP synthase. Gene Ontology annotation, cellular component: cytoophidium; cytoplasm. The record is from RefSeq and is a predicted model, not a curated record. NCBI's taxonomy places the organism in Eukaryota, Fungi, Ascomycota, Eurotiomycetes, Eurotiales, Aspergillaceae. The transcript is spliced from 4 exons. Gene Ontology annotation, molecular function: identical protein binding; CTP synthase activity. Gene Ontology annotation, biological process: CTP biosynthetic process; pyrimidine nucleobase biosynthetic process. Bases 1 to 1746 code for a protein of 581 amino acids.
AUGAAGUACGUUCUGGUCUCGGGAGGUGUCAUCUCUGGUGUCGGCAAGGGCAUCAUCGCCAGCAGUUGUGGGCUGCUGCUGAAGACUGCGGGCCUGGCUGUUUCUAGUAUCAAGAUUGAUCCGUAUCUUAACCCUGAUGCGGGUCUCAUGAACCCUCUAGAACACGGAGAAUGUUUCGUUCUCGACGAUGGAGGCGAGGCCGACCUCGACCUCGGAAACUAUGAGCGGUACCUCGGAGUGACCUUGGGACGGGAUAACAACAUCACCACUGGAAAGAUCUACCAACACGUCAUUGAGAAGGAACGUCGCGGUGACUAUCUCGGAAAGACGGUUCAGAUCGUGCCGCAUCUCACCAAUGAGAUUCAGAACUGGGUGGAGCGCGUUGCGAGGGUCCCUGUAGAUGAAUCGGGACGGGAACCGGAUGUCUGUAUCAUCGAAUUGGGUGGAACCGUCGGAGAUAUUGAGAGUGCACCGUUCGUUGAGGCGAUGAGCCAGCUCCAACGCCGGGCUGGCAAGAACAACUUCCUGGAGAUCCACGUCAGCUAUGUUCCUCUGAUUGGUUCGGAGCAGAAGACCAAGCCUACACAGAGAGCCAUCAGCGACGUCCGCAGCGCUGGCCUCAGGCCGGAUCUGAUCGCCUGCCGCUGCGAGACCCCUCUUGAGGAGAGCACAAUCCAGAAAAUUGCCAAUGCCUGCCAGGUGGAGCGUGACCAGGUUGUUGGCGUCCACAAUGUGUCGACAACCUAUCAGGUGCCGAUCCUGCUGGAGAAGCAGGGCUUCUUGAAUACCAUCAAGGAGCUGUUGCACAUCGAUACAGUGCAGAAGGACCCCAAGCUCAUUGAGCACGGUAAGGUCAUCUGGCAGGAAUGGCAUGGCCUGGCCAUGAGCCAGGACCGGGUCUUUGAGACCGUCUCUAUUGCCCUUGUCGGCAAGUAUACCAGUCUGCAUGAUUCAUAUAUGAGUGUUAGCAAAGCGCUGGAGCACUCUGCUAUGCACUGCAAGAAGAAGUUGGAUCUUAUUUGGGUGGAGUCUUCCCACUUGGAAGAGGAACACAAGGACUCGAAUCCGUCCGAGUAUUACAAGGCCUGGCACUCGGUCUCGACUGCCGACGGUAUCUUGGUUCCUGGCGGUUUCGGUGAGCGUGGUACCGAGGGUAUGAUUAAGAGUGCCGAGUGGGCUCGUACAAACAACGUCCCCUACCUCGGCGUAUGUCUGGGUAUGCAGCUGGCCGUGGUGGAGUUUGCCCGCAACGUCUGUGGGAUGCCCAACGCUGGCAGUGCCGAGUUCCACGAGCACUGCGAGCAGCCCGUGAUUGUCUACAUGCCUGAAAUCGACAAGACGAAGAUGGGCGGCACCAUGCGCCUCGGCAAGCGGGCCACGAUCUUCCAGCCCGGUACCGAGUGGUCUCGUCUGCGCAAGCUCUACGGCGACAAGCAGGAGGUCUGGGAGAGACACCGUCACCGAUACGAAGUCAACCCGGAGCUGGUCGACCAGCUCGAGCAGGGCGGCCUGACCUUCGUAGGCAAGGAUGAGAGCGGCAAGCGCAUGGAGAUCAUCGAGCUCAAGGACCACAAGUUCUUCGUCGGCGUGCAGUUCCACCCGGAGUAUCUGAGCCGGGUCCUGGCGCCCAGCAAGACCUUCCUGGGCUUCUUCGCGGCGUCGGCGGGUUGCCUCGACGAGAUCACGGAAGUUUUCAAGGAUCCACACGAUCUGAGCCACCGCGAGCUGAAGGUUGCUGUUCAAUAG